Molecule: messenger RNA, 924 nt
Organism: Meyerozyma guilliermondii ATCC 6260
Lineage: Eukaryota; Fungi; Ascomycota; Pichiomycetes; Serinales; Debaryomycetaceae
Gene: CHS7
Product: Chs7p
Exons: 1
Coding region: 1-924 (307 amino acids)
Biological process (GO): protein folding
Cellular component (GO): endoplasmic reticulum membrane
Source: RefSeq, a predicted model, not a curated record
AUGGCUUUCGGUAGUUUCGACUCGAUUUGCUCGAAGACCCCGUUUCCGCUCUGCUCGGUGCUAGGUUCCGUCGACCCCGAGUCGUCAUUCACCAGGGGAAUUCUUCCAGAAUGCUACGGCCGGUCCGUGGAGCUCGCUAAUACCAUGAUUUUCCAGAUCGGAAACGCCUUUGUUCAUUUUGGCGGCCUUAUCAUCUUGUUAAUCAUCAUAUUCAACGUCAGAUCGAAGUACACUGCCAUCGGAAGGUCGGAAAUGCUUACAUUUUUUUAUCUUUUCAUUGGACUUAUCGUGUCGUCGUUGGUGGUAGAUUGCGGUGUUUCACCUCCUUCGUCGUCGAGUUAUGCAUAUUUUGUUGCACUCCAGCUUGGUAUUUCGUCAGCGUUGUGUAUCUGUCUUUUGUACAACGGUAUUCUUUGUUUCCAGUUCUGGGAAGAUGGCAGCAAAAAAUCGUUGUGGACGCUCAGAGGGUUGUGCUUCGUGUGGUUUUUGGUCAACUUUGUGGUAUGCCUCGUCACAUUUAAGGGCUGGAAUACGUCGCUCGACAACCGCAAAACCACCACCAUGUUCGUCAUCACCUUCAUACUUAACGCGGUAAUCUUGGCAGCGUACGUGGUAUCGCAAAUCGUUCUCGUGGUGUUCGCACUCGACUCAUACUGGCCUCUCGGCGCAAUUCUUCUUGGGGUUUUCUUCUUCGUGGCAGGCCAAAUUCUCUGCUACGUGUUCUCCGACACCAUUUGCAAAGGUGCCUCGCAUUACGUCGACGGACUCUUUUUCGCCAGUUUGUGUAAUGUCUCCACUGUAAUGAUGAUCUACAAAUUUUGGGACAUGAUCACCACCGACGACCUUGAGUUCUCUGUUGCCAAUGUGGAGCAGGGAGUGUCUGCGUUUGCUGACGAAAAACGAUCCAGCACUUUCUUUUCCUGA